Molecule: messenger RNA, 2294 nt
Organism: Stegastes partitus (bicolor damselfish)
Lineage: Eukaryota; Metazoa; Chordata; Actinopteri; Pomacentridae
Product: serine/arginine repetitive matrix protein 1
Exons: 8
Coding region: 62-1843 (593 amino acids)
Source: RefSeq, a predicted model, not a curated record
UCCUUCCCAUCUCUCUCCUUCUUCUCCUCUCUCUGCAUCCCUCCAUCAUCCUCCUACCUCCAUGUUGUCUCCUUGUCCAGCCUCUUCUCCAGCUGUACGUCCUGCUUCUGUUCAUCUUUCUCCUCUUUUUUCUUCUGCUCCUCUUCCUCCUCAACACUUUUCAGCUUGUCCUCCUCCUGUCUCUUCUCCUCCUUCAGUAUUUUUCACUCCUCCCCCUCGUCAGACUCCUACCAUUUCUCUGUCUAGCUCCUCUCCUCCUGUUUCGCCAUCCCUCUUUUGUCCUCCAUCUUGUUCUUCUUUUCAUCUUUCUCCUCCUGCUGCUCCUCCUCCUGCCCCCUGCUGCCCCUGCUCCGCCCUCCUGCCCCGCCUCCUGUCGGCUCACCGCUUGGAGAUGCGUCGCCUCCUGCGAGGAGCCGUGGCUUCACUCAGCCGUCGUCUGGACGCUCUGGAGAGGAGGAGCAGGAGGAAGAGGAGGAGGAGGCCGACAGAAAGCUCCUCCCACUACAAGUGUACCCCCGCCCCCCUCCAACCUUCAUCAUCAGACAGCGAGGAGUCGGCCACGCCUCCUCUGUCCCUCGCCCAAUCACAGCAGAGGAGGAAGAGAAGGAGGACUCACAGAGAAGGGGAGUUUCUAGAAAACAGACAAGAAGAAGAAGAGGAGGAGGAUGAUGGGAGGUUUGUGGGGAGGAUGGCAUUCUCCUUUAGAGGAGGAGCAGAGGAGGAGGAGGAGGCGCUGCUGACGCUGCACAACUACACCCAGAAGAAACGCAGAAGAAGACAGGAGGGAGGAGCCAGCCAAUCAGAGAAGGCCAUUGGUGUCAUCAUCAGGAAGAACGGCUGUAGAGCACCGCUGCUGCCACGCAGCAUGCCCCGCCCCCCUUCCCAGCGUGCCGUGCACAUCCUCCAGUCAGCUCACUGCGGCCUGACCUUCAACCAAUCAGGGGCCUUCAGCAUCUCCUCUGGUCAAUGGUGUUUCUCUGGCUUGGCCCCUCCCCUCUCCCGCUCCUCCAAUCACAGUGCUUCCUGCCUGUGGCUGUGCUCCUCCUCUUACUCCUUUAACCCCGCCCCCAUGCUGCGCCUGUCAGCAGCUGCCGUGGAGACGUUGUUGGAGUCAGUGAGGGGCAGAGCUUGUUCGAGUCCCCUGCGGCCCCUGAGGGACUGGACGGCCCCGCCCAGUCUGAGCAGCGAUCACUGUUACGUUCGAGCCUCCACUUCGAGCUCAGCUUUUCCCGUCCGAAGACAGCAGAAGCAGCGAGCCAAUCACAGUGCUCAGAGCCUCCGCCUGCCCCGGCGACGAGCCCCGCCCCUCCCUGCGUGUUCAACCAAUGGACUGCCUGUUGCGCUCCCUGUUGUCCAAUCAGUGGCCGGCUCAGAGUUUCUCAGCAACAAUGGAGAGCGAAGUAAACGAGUGUCACAGAUCCGAAUUCGCCGGGCAUCGCCUCGAGAAACGCCGCUCACACCGAUGGGCCUGCCGAAGGUGAAAAGAUUAAAGAAGAAAGAGUUCAGUUUGGAGGAGAUUUACACCAACAAGAACUACAGAAGCCCCUCCCCAAACAGGAGUCUGGAGACGAUCUUCGAGGAGCCGCGGGAGAAGGACGGCGGGCUGCUCCUGAUUGGUCAGCAGAGAAGGCGCCGGCUCCUCCUCUUCCCUGACUUCACUCAGCCCAGAAAGAGGAAGAGGCCACAAGGGGUGGGACUUCCUGUUGCCAUGGCGCCGAGGAAACGGGCUGCGGCCCGACGUCAUUGCCACGGUGACGCUGAUGACGUGGACCUGGACGUGAUGCUGGUGGAGCGACUGAGCGCGCUCGAAGACUUUCUGACACGACAGGGCCUGGAGGUGUGACAUCACUUCCUGUCAGCUGACUGAAGGCCAAAUGAACAGAGCUGCUAGCAUGGCUGCUAAUCGCUGUUACCACGGUGACUGCGUGUGUAGGGUUUACUUUUUUUUGCAGUGUAUGUGAUGUUUUUAAUUUUUUACAGUGUUGGAUGGUGAAAUGUGAAACUUCUGGAAUAUUUAAUAUUUUAAUGCUGUUUACAGACCACGCCCCCUGCACGAGGCCACACCUCUUAUAUAAGGCCACGCCCUUCUGGGACAGUUUUUACUUUAGUCCAACACACACACACACACACACACACACACACACUCACACACACACACACAUCACACAACUGUCUCUGUAGUACUCUGCCAGUACUGAGUAGUACUGCUGGCCCGGGGCGGUUUUAGACUGUAAUAUAUUUUUCUGAUAAGAAUGUGUCUAUUUUUGAACAAAUAAAGUUUCUGCUCACAUAGA